Cebus imitator (Panamanian white-faced capuchin) is the source of this 2601-nucleotide messenger RNA. RefSeq names its product proline and glutamate rich with coiled coil 1 (gene PERCC1). NCBI's taxonomy places the organism in Eukaryota, Metazoa, Chordata, Mammalia, Primates, Cebidae. The transcript is spliced from 2 exons. The record is from RefSeq and is a predicted model, not a curated record. The coding region runs from base 97 to 900 and encodes 267 amino acids.
UCCAGGUGGAGGUGCGCCUGUGGAGCAAGAGCUGUGGGCCCCGAUCAGCCAGCGCCUGCUGCCCCGGAGGUCCCCGAAGCGCGGGACAGUGCGGAAAUGGCCGCUGGCGUGAUCCGGCCCCUGUGCGACUUCCGGCUGCCCCUGCUGCGCCACCACCCCUUCCCGCCCUCAGAUCUGGAGCCCCCAGAGACUUCAGAGGAGGAGGAGGAGGAGGAGGAAGAGGAGGAGGAGGAGGAGCUGGAGGGUAAGGGGCUGGGGGGCCGCAGCCCGAUCCUCCCGAGCUCAGGCCGGGCAGAGGCCCCCGCGGAGGCAGCCCCUCAGGGUCCCAGCAGCGCCGAGACACCGCUGCAGCUGCUGCGUUUCUCAGAGCUCAUCAGCGACGACAUCCGGCGGUACUUUGGCCGCAAGGACAAGGGGCAGGACCCAGAUGCCUGCGACAUCUACGCCGACAGCCGCCCAGCCAGCGUCACUGCCCGGGAGCUCUACUACGCAGACCUGGUGCGCCUGGCCCGCGGCGGGGCCCUGGAGGACGAGGACACCCAGGAGCCCAGGGUCCCUCAGGGGCAGGUGCACAGGCCGGGCCUCAGCGGGGACGGGGCACAGCCCCUGGGACCACUGGCCGAGCUCUUUGACUAUGGGCUGCGGCGGUACUGGGGGCCCAGGGCGGCGGCCAGCUGGAGCCUGAGGCUGGAGCGGAAGUACGGCCAUAUCACCCCCAUGGCCCAGAGGAAGCUGCCCCCGUCCUUCUGGAAGGAGCCGACCCCCAGUCCCCUGGGCCUGCUGCACCCUGGCACGCCGGACUUCAGCGACCUGCUGGCCAGCUGGUCAGCCGAGGGCUGUCCUGAGCUGCCUGGUGGGGGAACCCCAGCCCUGGAAGGGGCACAGCCAGCUGAGGCCUAGUGAGGGUCAGGGUCGGAGUCAGCUGGCCGCAGCGGGGCUGUCCCCCGAGGUGAAAGACUUUCCUCCUGUCCUCCUGGGAAGAGCCUCCUCCAUCCCUCUUGGCCACCACAGGGCAAACCUAGACGCCACCAGGGCUGGGCUGCGGUGGGAGCAGCAAGGGUGGUGCCCAGACCUGGCCAUGCCCUGGCCUUCAGCCCCAGCAGAGCCCCUGGAGGGGCACAGGGACCCCCAGAGCCCUGCCCAAAGGAGACUUAGACUCGGGGGGCUCCACCCACCAGCAGCCCCCAGGGGAGGCUGAGGGGCCAGCCCCAGAGAUUCCAGGUCAGCGGCACGGGACAGUGGAGGACACUGCCCCCUGGGCUGGCCCUCCCACUGCCUGCUCGCCCUAGGGCUGGGUGGCCUGGGACCCGCAGCCCCUCCCCUGGGCCCCCACGCAGCAUGCGGCGGGGCCAGCAACCACAGGAUGAGCGAGGGCUUUCCUGGAGAGGCAGGAAGAGGACCACUGCCUGACCGAAAGAGCCAACAAGGGCUGUUUCCUCCCCAGAUGCUAGAAGGCGCUUCCCUGCAGGGGCACCGGGCUGGAGGGCCUUCGAGGCAGAGCAGGGAGCCUGAGGCAGGCCAGGCAGCUUCCCCGAGUCCUCCUCACAACCCAGGCAGGGGCAGCUCGUGGCGGGUUCUGGCGGGGACUGGCCUGGGUGCUUCUGUGCAAGCCCCGGCCCAGCCGCUUCCAUCCCAGGGGGCUCUGGCAGCCCUAGGGGGCCCGGCAGGGAGGGAGAGGGGCUGGAGUGCCAUGAAAAGCAAAGGCCUGCGGCCGGGCCGGGCCUCUCACCACAGGAAGGGUCAUGGGGGUUGAGGGACUGGGCCCCCCCAGGCUUGGGCAGCCCGCUGCCCGGGGCUUCAGCACCCCUUUCGGCACCACAGGCCCUGGGAAGGCCCCCCGGCAGGCAUCAGGGCACCUCAGCUCUAAUGAGAACAAGGCCAGCACGUUUACUUCUGGAUAAAGAGCAAGGGUGGGAGCUGCUGCACCUGCUCCCGGCUGUGGGGCUUCUUGGGGACCCCUCCUGGCCUCUGAUGGGCCCUGAGCUUUGUGAGAGACACCUUCCACUGCAGCCACCUGUCCAGAGAUGUGGCACGUGGCCCCUGCACUCCUGCCCCACUCCCCUUGGGACCCCCAACCCCGAACCCUGACCCAAAGGUCCAGGAGGCCGCUCGAGAAUCCCUGCUGCCCACCUCAUGGCCUGGUACACGCCCCAGCAGUUCACAGGUGCCACGUUGCCGGGCGCUACGUCCUUGAUGAAGACCCGCUGACUCGCCAGGGACGGAAGCGCCUUUCGGCUGCCCAGUGGUGCCUGAGGGCCCUUCUCACUCCACAGCCGCAGCACGGUCUCCCUCAGGGCAGCCACCUCCUGCGUGCGCUGUGGGAAGGGGAUGCCAGCGUCACCCCGGAGCCAGACCCCUGGGCAGCGGACGGCAAACAGGGGGCUUAUCUCCCACCUGGAGCCCAGAAGCCAUUGUCUUCAGGGAAACACUGCCCAGCGCCAGACGCUCAGACAGACAGAUGUGGGCGCCUGCCGUGGGGCAGGCGGGAAGGCAGCAGGGCUGAGGGAGUGGGUGGGUGCCGGGUGCUGGCAGCCCAGGGCCUCCUCACCAGCCGGGCCUCGCUGUUGAACUUGAGGUUCUGGAUGGUCUUGUUGGCCUGGA